Messenger RNA from Insectozyma verbasci, 1716 nucleotides. Lineage: Eukaryota; Fungi; Ascomycota; Pichiomycetes; Serinales; Debaryomycetaceae. The record is from the annotation of a GenBank genome assembly.
AUGGUUUACGAAACUUCAAAAGCAACUUCAUAUUUAAAAGAUUAUUCCAAAAAAGAUGGUUUAUCAAUUAAAGAAUUAAUUGAUUCAACAAAUUUUGGUGGUUUAACUUAUAAUGAUUUUUUAAUUUUGCCAGGGUUAAUUAAUUUUCCAUCAAAUACAGUUAGUUUAGAAAGUAAAUUAACUAAAAAAAUUACUUUAAAAUCACCAUUUGUUUCUUCACCUAUGGAUACUGUUACUGAAGAAAAAAUGGCAAUUUAUAUGGCAUUAUUGGGUGGUAUUGGUAUAAUACAUCACAAUUGUACAGCUGAUGAACAAGCAGAAAUGGUUAAAAAAGUUAAAAAAUAUGAAAAUGGUUUUAUUAAUGACCCAGUUGUUAUUUCUGAAGAUGUUACCGUUGGUGAAGUUAAAAAAAUGGGAGAAUUUUUAGGUUUUACUUCAUUCCCAGUCACAGGUGUGUUUUUUUAAACUUGUUAUCACUGAUGAUCAAAACAUAUCAAUUUUAUAACUUUCGUUCUACCGAAUAUUACAUCAAACGAUGUUGGGGAGAAUCUUUUUUACUGAUAUGGUAACAAAAAUGAAUAAUAAUACUAACUAUUUUUAGAAAAUGGUAAAGUUGGAGGUAAAUUGAAAGGUAUUGUUACAUCAAGAGAUGUUCAAUUCUAUGAUGAUAACUCAGCGAAAGUUACUGAAGUGAUGACUACUGAAUUAGUUACAGGUAAACAAGGUAUUACAUUAACUGAAGGUAAUAAUAUAUUAAGAUCAUCAAAAAAAGGUAAAUUACCAAUUAUCGAUUCAAACGGUAAUUUAAUUUCAUUAAUUUCAAGAACUGAUUUACAAAAAAAUCAAGAUUAUCCAAAUGCAUCAAAAUCUUUUGAUUCAAAGCAAUUAUUAUGUGGUGCUGCAAUUGGUACUAUUGACGCUGAUAGAGAAAGAUUAGAUAAAUUAGUUGAAGCUGGUUUAGAUGUUGUAGUUUUAGAUUCGUCAAAUGGUUCAUCAGUUUUCCAAUUAAAUAUGAUUAAAUGGAUUAAAGAAAAAUACCCAGAUUUACAAGUUAUUGCAGGUAAUGUUGUAACAAGAGAACAAGCUGCUUUAUUAAUUGAAGCUGGUGCAGAUGCUUUAAGAAUUGGUAUGGGUUCAGGUUCAAUUUGUAUUACUCAAGAAGUUAUGGCUUGUGGUAGACCACAAGGUACUGCUGUUUAUGGUGUAACUGAAUUUGCAAAUAAAUUUGGAGUUCCAUGUAUUGCUGAUGGUGGUAUUGGUAAUAUUGGUCAUAUUUCAAAAGCUUUAGCUUUAGGUGCUUCUUGUGUUAUGAUGGGUGGUUUAUUAGCUGGUACUUCUGAAACUCCAGGUGAUUAUUUUUAUAGAGAUGGUAAAAGAUUAAAAUCUUAUAGAGGUAUGGGUUCAAUUGAUGCUAUGCAACAAACUGCUACAAAUGCAAAUGCUUCAACUUCAAGAUAUUUUUCAGAAGCUGAUAAAGUUUUAGUUGCACAGGGUGUUUCAGGUUCAGUUGUUGAUAAAGGUUCAAUUACCAAAUUUAUUCCAUAUUUAUAUAAUGGUUUACAACAUUCUUUACAAGAUAUUGGUAUCAAAUCAAUUGAUGAAUUAAGAUCAAACGUUGAUAAUGGUGAUGUUAGAUUCGAAUUUAGAACUGCUUCUGCUCAAUUUGAAGGUGGUGUUCAUGGUUUAUAUUCUUAUGAAAAAACUUUACAUAAUUAA